CAAAAUAAUGUAUUUUACAAACCAUCACAAGAAGAAAUUCUUGCAACAAGAACUGGUGUUAUUCCAGCAAAUACUAGAAAAGCCACCGAUAAUUUAUAUCUUCUUAAUCACCCUAAUGGAAAUCAUCAAUUUAUAUUAUCAAAUAAAAAAGAAUUUAGAUUAUUAUGGUCUAUACUAAACGGCAAGUUAAAACAAUUAAAAAAAUAUGGAACUAUUGUAAAGCACCAUAACAAUUUAACAGAUGAAGAAAUACAACAAAUAUUUCAACAUAAUUCCGUUUCUAUCAACGAUCCUCAAGAUUUACAAUAUCGUAUUUUUAUAUGGUGUUGUUUACUGUUUCAACCCAGAGGGGGAGAACAUUAUUCAAUCAAAAUAUCUCAGUUUGUUUUUAUGUCAGAUGGUUUAAUAAUUCCUAUACCACCUGAUUCUGCAGAUUUUCAAGGACCAAUUCAUGAUUUUAAGCUUUAUAUUUCAAAACAUCCUAAUGAUUGUCAAUGUCCUUAUUUACAUCUUCGAAUUAACAAUAAAUUUGCAUAUGAUCCAGAAGAAUCUUGGUAUUGUGAUAAAAGACUUGGUGAAAAAUUAUAUCAAACGUUUAUGAAAAACAUCUGCAAUAUUGUUGGAGUUUCAAUGGUAACGACAAUGGCAAUUACAGGCCAUAAAAGUGAAUCCUCUUAUCAAGUUUAUACAAGGCCUUCCGAAAAAGACAAAGAAGAUGCAUUAUCAAGCUUGAUUAAUAAUAUUGAGCUACCUUUGAAGCAAAAUAAU
Messenger RNA from Racocetra persica, 768 nucleotides. Lineage: Eukaryota; Fungi; Glomeromycota; Glomeromycetes; Diversisporales; Gigasporaceae. The record is from the annotation of a GenBank genome assembly.